AGUUUUUUGGACAAACAAAAACCAAGCAAGCGAGCUGCAAAAAGUAAUUUUUCUUCUCGAGCAUAAAAUAGUUCUAAAACAUCUUUCAUUGUAUUGUAUUGAAUAAAGUGUCUUACCGUAUUAUAUUUAAAAUGUUAGCUUAAAAAAGGGUACUGUGUUUCAUAAUGAGCAACAAUUUAGAAAAUGAAAGAUCUGUUACAAGUGGAAAAAUGUAUCCAAUUGAUUUAGCGCCACAAAAGAUUACUAUCGUGAAAAGUGUUUCUAAUGCAGAGGUUAAAAUGGCUCAUCUAAUUCCGGGGCAACCAAAAACCUCAAGUUCUGGUCAAAUUAUAGCCCAUACUGGCCCUGUAAGUCUAAUGCGUCCAGCUGCUCAAAUUAUUUCGCCAACAGGCGCUUCUCAGCCUCAAAUGAUAGUGAGUGGAUCACCGAUAUUGCAGGGAAGCCAAGGUUCGCAACUGUUGAGUCAGAGCACACAAAUUAUAUCUCAGUCUCAGUUAAUUAGUCCGAGUGGCCAAAUACUGAGUCCUGCUACACAAAUAAUAAGCCAAGGAUCACAGUUAUCUGCUCAAGUAUCUAAUAACAAUACAGGUACAAACAAUGUUCAGACAAGUGUAUCUUCAUCAAGUGGGACACAGAUGCUAAAUGUUGGUGGUCAGCUUGUCGGAGGCAGUGGUAAUUUGGUAGUUAGUUCAUCUGUGAGGACAUUGCCACCUAGUGUUAGAGUAUUAUCUCCUUUACCACACCAUAACACGAGACCGGUACUAUCAACUGUGAAUGUGAGCAGUUCUAGUGGAGUCCUAGUGAGCAAGACCAUUAGUAUGACAAGUCAUGUACCCCGUGGCUUAGCUGCAGGUGCAUCUCUUGCUGUCAGACCAGUCGCACCAACUGCUUCUCAAGGAGUUGGAAGUCAAGGUGCCUGGUCAAGCAGCACUAGAGGACCUCGAGGUGCUUUAGUAUAUGGAGCUCGUGCGACCACACCCCGUGCUGGGAGCAGGCCUGUUACUCCUACAGGACUCUCAACAACCCUGGCCCAGCCAGUUCCAGUUCAACCCUCUUUGCAAACAUCGCAAACUUCUCAUAAUAUUGUGUCAUUGUCCAGCGCAACUGUUCUCACUUCCAGUGGAGUCAUAUCCAGUUCAGUAAGAAGCCCAACUCCACGUUUGCAAGCUCCAGCAACUUCCUUGGCAUCUGCUCCACGCCCUUUGCCACUUUUGCAGAGAAAUUAUCAGCCUAAGGUACUAGGAGUUGCGAACGUGGGUGUACGCGGCGUGGUUGGUAACAGCGCGCCCGCUCAGUUGUACUACGAAGUGCCGCGCGCCGCCGCGCCUCACACGAUACCGCAGCGAUCGCUCGCGCCCUUCGCGCACGCGCCGCAACCGCAACCGCAGCCGCAACAACCACUAGCGCCGCAACCGCAACCACAACCGCAGCCGCAACCACAACAGACACCACAGCCGCAGCCGACACAAGUGAAUACCGUUCCAGUUGUAGCAGAAGUUAGAGCUCCGUCAAGUACUGUUCAAACUGCCCCAGUGGUACCACGGCCGUCGAUACUAAGAAAACGAGACAUUGAAGUGUCUCCAACAAAGGUGACAACAGUGGCCUCAGUUGUCGGUCCACCGUUAGUUCCUGUGAGCACUACUUACCGCGAUAAUACCGGGUGGGAGGACGUACCAGGUGGGGGCGGAGGCCCGGGUUCCGGGGGCUCCACGACUAUUUCUGCGUCGUCGUCACCCGCACCUGACGAUGAAACAGAUCCGCCACGAACUGAGGACGUUUCGCCUAGAAAGAAGCCUAGGAAACAAAUGUUGACUAAUGAAUUAAGACAAUGUGAAUACACACCAGAAGAAACUCCCCCGACUCCGUCACCAGUGACUGUAAACCCUCCUCCAAAACGUCCAUUACUAAGUUCGAGUUACGUGUGCGGGUGGCGUAGUACCGCGCUUCACUUCACGCGACCGUCGGACGUGAGGCGUAGAGAGCCCCGCGCUAAAGACAUAUUAGCUAUUGCCAGCCAGAAACAUGUUCUCACCAGUGCCGAGGGGUGGAAGGUGCACCAUAUCACCGCACAAAUGGACGACUUGGUAUCAUUAGAAGCUGACGUAGGGGAACAAUUAGCAAGUCUGUUGCGGGCGCUGGAAACUGCUUCUGGUCGUGCGAUCGCGGCUCUACAACCGCACUCUCAUACAAUGCUAGAGUUACUCAAGGGUAAUAUACAAAGAAGCAAGAUAGUGUGUGAAGGUAUUCAAGAAGCACGGGAAGAUAUACUUAGAGUUUUCACUCAUAGAAAUUUUGUGUCUGAAAUUUUAACACGACAAGCCGACAAAAGAUGUUUCAGGAAACAUCGGUCGCAGUCAUAGCAUAACAUUUUUAAAUAUAAAACACAUUGUAAAUACCAUAGGUAAUGUGUACCUUUUUGGAAUAGGAAAGAGUAUUUAUAUUAGUUGAAGUGUCUUCAUUUUGUUUUGUGUCUUAGACUUGAAUAAUAAAUAUAUUUCAUA
This is a messenger RNA of Diatraea saccharalis (sugarcane borer), 2501 nucleotides long. The record is from the annotation of a GenBank genome assembly. Lineage: Eukaryota; Metazoa; Arthropoda; Insecta; Lepidoptera; Crambidae.